AUGGACAUUCCAGCGAAAGUCGUAAAUUCUCCAAACACCGUAGCUUCGUCGCCGGCAGCCUUAUUUCUGAGUGCUUUCUCAUCACCAUCAUCUUCGUCUCUCUCGCUUUCCAAUUCCUGGAACACACUCCCUCCGCCUGAUUCCCAAGGCCAAGUCAUCAAUGGAUACACUCUGGGCGCCGUUAUUGGAUACGGCUCGACAUCAAUAAUCCGGUUAGCCACGGCUUCUUCUGGUGGCGUUGUCGCAUGCAAGAUUGUCAAAACUCAGAACACCCUCGCGUCGAAGAAGUCUGCUUUGAGAAAAGAGGCAGCGAUCUGGGCCUCACUCUCUCAUGAGCACAUUCUACCUCUCUUUUCGUCUCAUUUCAGCCCUCUGCCUGCAUCAGGUCUAUCGUACGCAUUCUUCUUUACGUUGUACUGUCCGGCCGGGACCCUGUUUGACAUACUGCAGAAUGCUAAGAGUCAACGCCGACAGGAUGACAGCGCAGCUGGAGGGCUGAAUCAAGAUGACGCCGGUAUGCUCUUUAGACAAGUCGUGCGUGGUCUGCGAUAUAUGCAUACUGUCGUUGGUUAUGUCCACCGGGAUAUCAAACUCGAAAACGUGCUGGUUGAUGAACAAGGUCAUUGCCGCAUAUCCGAUUUUGGGAUGGCGAGGCGAAUAGGGAGCAGGAGUGGACACGCAGAUAAUAGUUCUAGUGACGAGAGCGACAAUCUGGAUGACGAAGAAGACGAUCUCGAGAGGGAAGAUGCGGGUAUAGUCGCCCUCACUCGUACCGCAUCUCUCACUAUACCCAGCAGCUCACAGAUCAUUCCGCCCCCUCACUAUCACAUACUCAAUCGCCAUCUGUCUCUCAGGCGGAGUUCGCAUUCGCUCCAUAAAUCCAACACUCUUCCCUCCCGCUCACGUCGGCGGACCACUACCGAUGUCUCGAGUGAUUCGCCUUCACAAGGGAAGGUUCAGCCGGGAUCACUGCCAUAUGCUGCGCCCGAACUCUUGAUGCCUCCCUCCCUUUCUCUUCCUUCCGCACAGAGCCAUUCGAGACGGCUCCUGGACGGCGUGAAUCCCGCCCAAGACAUAUGGGCUCUAGGAGUUUUGCUCUAUGUUUUGCUCACGGGCCGUUUCCCAUUUUCAGAUGCCUUCGAGCCGCGCUUACAGAUGAAAAUCCUGAACGGUGCAUAUGAUAUUCCACCGGGGAUUGGGCGUGCCGCCGAGAAUGUGCUGCGUGGUUGCCUAUCGAGAUCAAUUCGAUCUCGGUGGACAGUUGACCAGGUGGAUGAAGCAGGAUGGGGCGUUGGGUGGGGCGUUGAAGGGGAUCGUAUUCUGGAGGGUGUUGAAGCUGAGAGAAUGGAUGUCUGUUGGCCAAAUGUUACUCCGACUGUCGAGGAUGAUAGUUGUAGAGGAGAUGUGGACACACGCAGACACAGAUCGGCAAGCGCUGAUAAGCAUCCGUUUAUAUCCCUUGCAGAUACGACAGACGACCUUGAGGAGAUGAAGAAGCCCAUGUUGAAGUCUUCUGAGGUGAGUGGGGAUGGAGCGAUUGAGCGGACCAGGCCUUGCCUGUCAGCUUUGCAUAAUUCGAUUUUCCGUGGCUCCUCACCGAGUGCGUCAAAUCUGAAUCCGUCCCCACCAAAUACGAGUUCGAGACCGAGGAAUCUAUGUGUUGAUAUUUUGUCUCCAACGUCCUACCACGGCCAAGAAGAUUCCGAUUCGGCCUUGGUUGUGUCGCCGCUUCCGACGUCUAUAGGCAUGUUGUCUCCGCUUACGGAGGGCGUGGAGCAGGACGGCUUCACUUCGAGCGAUAUCAAUUCCAGGCCGCGAAGUACGGUCCAUGACGCUCCUCGUACGCCUCGUCGCCGAAUUGCAUCCCCACUGCCGCUCUCUCCCCUCAAGGGCUUUGUCGCGCCAGUCACAUCCCCUGUAUCCUCUCUUUCCUUUGCAAUUCCGCUCUCCUCAUCACGGGAAAGAUCUACCUCCCCUUCCCCGGCAACCUCCUCCACUUCUCCCAACAACGAGUUACCGCCGUCUCCGCUGCUCUAUAAGGAAGACAAUGGGCCACUUCCCGCCCACCUUUCGAUAUCGAGCACCUCUUCGUCUCCUCACGUUCCCCUAGCAGGAUUAGGCUUCCCUCCUGUCACCGUGGAACGGGGCCGGCCGUUACGCAAACACUACGCUGCUUUGUCUCGCUCCCCCAGCCCAAGCGUGCAGCCCAGAACGCCCUUGGACACGGGAUUCUCUGCUACGUUCAAUGGAGGGCAAGGAAACACUACUCGCCGGUCGAGCGGUAGUGGCGGUAGUGGAACUCGCGCGAGGUCAAGGGCUAUGGAGUCUUUAGAAAGUUUGCAGGAGAAGGACGCUUCGAGGGGAAGAUCAAAAUACGUGAGGUUGCGGCCGCCAGGGGAUGUACUAACUUCGUUCGAAAGCGGGAUCGAGAUCAUGUCCAGAAGCGACAGUGGCAGUAGUGAUGCUGUUGUUGGGAUGGAGCACGAUCGGAUCCGCCGGCCUCUGGGCAUGGAUACGGUGAACGAACUGGAAGGCUGGGCAGGAGAAAGAGCCUCGAUGGCGGACAGCAAGAUGGGCUCUUUGGCAGCAGGGACUACUGCUUACGACCGCCUAUUUUCUCCUGAGAGGGGCGUCAUCUCGCCUGAGAGAAGUGGAGGGACCUUGGAUACCGAUGCCUCGUCACCACUAUCGAGCGGUCGUUCUGCAUCUCCUCGACACCACCAUUCUUUCAGUUCUGGUUUUGGGUUCUUCAAAGUCGAACGUGACAAGGGGAGCCGACGUGGACUUGGUGAUGACGGCGCCAUAAUGGCAAAGGGCAACUGGGCAUCGAAGGGCAAGGAUGCGGAGGCUGAUAGGAACUUGGACAUCAAUGGAAUCGUACGGAGUCGGAGAGCGGGGAGCACGCCACCCACGUCGGUUUAUUUCGCAAAGGAUUCGCACAUCCAUUCGUUGCAUCAUUUACGUCCGCAAUACGCUCACCCUCACCCUACGACACACCAUUGGACUCACUCGCACACCCCUGUGUUCUUAGGGUCCAAUCAUCCACAGAAGCGCGAUCAUUUCGGCCUUGGUUUGGCUACGACGCCGAUGCCUCUUACGCCCGCUGGUAUUCACAGUGGACAGCAUACACCUGUUGCGGCAAUGAAGAGCGCCCCUGCCCACGCUGUAACGGUGAAAGUGCCCGUUUGGGGGAAGGGGAUUGGAGUGAGUGGGAUGAGGAGCAGAAGUCUCGGCCCAUUAUAA
Messenger RNA from Pleurotus ostreatus (oyster mushroom), 3243 nucleotides. RefSeq lists its product as uncharacterized. Gene Ontology annotation, molecular function: tau-protein kinase activity; protein serine/threonine kinase activity; ATP binding. Gene Ontology annotation, biological process: microtubule cytoskeleton organization; protein phosphorylation; intracellular signal transduction. Bases 1 to 3243 code for a protein of 1080 amino acids. Gene Ontology annotation, cellular component: cytoplasm. The record is from RefSeq and is a predicted model, not a curated record. The transcript is spliced from 3 exons. Lineage: Eukaryota; Fungi; Basidiomycota; Agaricomycetes; Agaricales; Pleurotaceae.